Molecule: messenger RNA, 1924 nt
Organism: Bubalus bubalis (water buffalo)
Lineage: Eukaryota; Metazoa; Chordata; Mammalia; Artiodactyla; Bovidae
Product: ATP-binding cassette sub-family C member 4-like
Exons: 13
Coding region: 111-1865 (584 amino acids)
Biological process (GO): transmembrane transport
Cellular component (GO): plasma membrane
Molecular function (GO): ATP binding; ABC-type transporter activity; ATP hydrolysis activity
Source: RefSeq, a predicted model, not a curated record
CCAUUAUAGUUUGCUUAUUCCUAAAAUGUCGAUGUUCACUCUUUCCAUUCAUUCUCCAGGGGAUCUUGCCAACCUAAGGACUGAACCCAGGUCUCCUGCAUUGCAGGCUGAUGCUUUAUUCUGAACUGAGCCCCCAAGCACUUAGUGAGAGAUUAGGGUUAACUGUGUCUACUGUCCUUUUUGGCAUCACAAGGUCUCUGUUGAUAUUCUACAUCUUUGUUAAUUCUUCACAAACUUUGCACAACAAAAUAUUGGAGUCCAUUUUGAGAGCUCCCAUAUUGUUCUUCAAUAGCAAUCCAAUAGGAAGAAUUUUAAAUCGUUUCUCCAAAGACAUUGGGCAUAUGGAUGACUUGCUGCCUUUGAUAUUUCAAGAUUUUCUCCAGGCUUUUUUACUUGUGAUUGGUGUAGUAGGCGUGAUGGUGGCAGUGAUUCCUUGGAUUGCAAUACCCGUGAUUCCCCUUGGCAUCGCUUUCUUUUUUCUCCAGCGAUAUUUCUCAGAGACGUCACGAGAUAUUAAACGCCUGGAAUGUGCAACACGGAGCCCGGUAUUUUCCCACUUAGCAUCUUCUCUCCAGGGAGUCUGGACCAUCCGGGCAUACAAAGCUGAACAGAGUUUUCAGGAACUGUUCGAUGCACACCAGGACUUGCAUUCAGAGGCAUGGUUCCUGCUUUUGACGACGUCCCAUUGGCUUGCUGUGUAUCUAGAUGUCAUCUGUGCCAUCUUCGUCACUGUUGUUGCCUUUGUGUCCCUAAUUCUUGCAGAUGCUUUGACUCCCGGGCAGGUUGGCCUGGUCCUGUCUCUUGCCCUCACACUCACGGGGAUGUUCCAGUGGUGCGUCAGGCAAAGCGCCGAAGUUGAGAACAUGAUGAUUUCAGUAGAAAGAGUGACGGGAUAUUUAGACCUUGAGAAAGAAGCUCCCUGGGAGUACAAGGAUCGUCCCCCACCACCCUGGACUAAUGAAGGAAGGAUUUGGUUUCACACUGUUUACUUCAGGCACACCUUAGAUGGGCCUCUGGUAUUGAAGAACCUGACUGCAGUCAUUGAAUCAAGAAAAAAGGUUGGCAUUGUGGGAAGAACAGGAGCUGGAAAAAGUUCUAUUUUUUCUGCAGUUUUUCGAUUGUCAGAACCCGAAGGCGUACUUUGGGUUGAUCGUUGUCCGAUAGGAGAUGCUGGACUUCACAAUUUAAGGAAGAAAAUGUCAAUCAUAUUACAGGAACCUGUUUUAUUCACGGGAACAAUGAGGAAAAAUCUGGAUCCUUUUAAUGAACAUACAGAUAAGGAACUGUGGAAUGCCUUAGAAGAGGUACAACUUAAAGAAACCAUCGAAGGUCUUCCUGGUAAAAUGGAUGCUGCCUUAGCAGAAACAGGAUCAAAUUUGAGUGUUGGACAGAGACAACUGGUGUGUCUUGCCAGAGUUAUUCUCAAGACAAAUCAGAUAUUGAUUAUUGACAAAGCCACAUCGAAUGUGGAUCCAAGAACUGAUGAAUUAAUAAAAAAAGCAAUCCAUGAGAAAUUUGCCCAGUGCACUGUGAUAACCAUCACACACAGAUUGAGCACCAUUAUUGACAGUGACAAGAUAAUGGUUUUGGAUUCAGGGACAGUGAAAGAAUACAGUCCACCACAUGAUUUGCUGCAAAACAGUGAGAGCCUAUUUUACAAGAUGGUGCAACAACUGGGUGAGGCUGAGGCCGCUGCUCUUACUGAAAGAGCAAAACAGGUGAGCCUGCUGCAGGGAGUUGUAAUUGAGGUUUGUCUCCAGGGUUCACACUCUUCACCUGAUCUCCAACAGGCAUCUGGUAACAAGCACUCUGUGCCCUUUUCAAUCAGAAGCCUGUGGAGACUAAGCAUCAUGACUGAGUCUUAAUAAUACUUUGCAGGCUGAAGGCAGGUCUGCUGAGAAUCUGCAGCAGUGCUGGGGGUGGG